AUGGACCACUUGCCGAUUGGUCCCGGGGUCUCCCAUGCACUAGCGUCAUCAGUGUCAUUAGUGGCGCAACCUGCUAGCGCCAGGCGUCAUCACCGCCCCCCCAAUACGAUCGACACAACAUCGACAAACUCAACUGGUGUGUCAAGGUCACAAUUAGCCAAGAAGAACACCCGGGGACCUUGUUGCCAAUUGAAGACGGCUAAGGUCACCCGGGUGACCAACAGUUGA
Messenger RNA from Prunus armeniaca (apricot), 228 nucleotides. NCBI's taxonomy places the organism in Eukaryota, Viridiplantae, Streptophyta, Magnoliopsida, Rosales, Rosaceae. The record is from the annotation of a GenBank genome assembly.